Messenger RNA from Talaromyces atroroseus, 1056 nucleotides. RefSeq lists its product as hypothetical. The coding region runs from base 1 to 1056 and encodes 351 amino acids. Gene Ontology annotation, biological process: positive regulation of mating-type specific transcription, DNA-templated. The transcript has 2 exons. NCBI's taxonomy places the organism in Eukaryota, Fungi, Ascomycota, Eurotiomycetes, Eurotiales, Trichocomaceae. Gene Ontology annotation, cellular component: nucleus. Gene Ontology annotation, molecular function: DNA binding, bending. The record is from RefSeq and is a predicted model, not a curated record.
AUGGCGGUCAACUUGCUUGGUACGACGGAUCUGAAUCCCUUGCAGAGGGCAUUCAACUUGUUCAUCAUGAAUCUCCCUUCCGCGGACUUGAACGACCUUGUGAACUUUGUUAGGGAGUCCGAUGACGCAGAGAGUAUCUUCAGUCAGAAUGAGUUCAUGAGGCAAACGAAUGAGGUUCUUCAAGCACUUUCUACUCGAGAGCACAGUCCGGUAUCCCCUGCAUCUUCCAGUGGGAGCACUCGCUCAAACCGUGGCAAGAAGAUAACCGACCGGAAGUUACGUCCUCUCAAUAGUUUCAUUGCAUAUCGAAGCUUUUACUCUACAAUGUUCACAGAGAUGACCCAGAAAGCCAAAUCCGGCAUCAUUAGAUACCUUUGGCAGGCUGACCCGUACAAAGGCAAAUGGGCUAUCUUAGCGAAGGCUUACUCUAUCUUGCGUGACGAUCACAGUAGCGAUGUUUCUCUUGAUACGUUCCUGGAAUUGACCGUUCCUUUAAUUGGUCUCAUCCAGCCUGGGGAGUAUCUGGGCGCUAUGGGUUGCGAGAUCGUAAUGACCGACGAACAGCACUUCCGCAUCCAGAAUAUUUCUCCAUCGAGACCUGAGCUGUCCGACUCUGCGACUAACUACUCUGUUAACGACAUCGUCAACUACUGCUAUGAGCGUGGCUAUGUUGAGAAUGUUAAAUCCACUCAGGAAUCUGGAAACGCCUCUCAGGUCCUUUUCGUCGCCCAGCCUAAUACCAAUAUCCAAACCGACCAAGGCGUUAUCGAUUUAGAUAACGUCAACCGUGUGAUCGAAAUCAGCGACAAUCUUCCACCUGAAGAGGUGGAGGAAAAUCUCAGAAUCAGCGCUUUACUCGACAUCCACGAACCAACCAAAACUCAAGAUGACUUGGUUACAGACAUCGACAAGGCGGUCCUUGAUCUACAGGAGUACAAUAAUGGAGACCCGGACUUCUAUGCCCCUUUCAAUCCCGCAGUCCAGACUUUCCCAAUCUAUGAUCCUAUGGCACAUGAUCCAUUUAAUGCAUACGAUAUCAACGAAAUGCGUUUCUAA